AAAGCGAGAGAGGAUGAGAUAUUUGACAAGCAGCAUCGUUAAACGAGAAAAACAUUUUGCGUGAAAUUCUUUAAAACCCACAUAAAUUCCACUAAAUAUCAUUUGUUCUUCUUUAACUAAAGUGGAAUAGAUCGUGUAAUAUUCUAUUUGUGUAUCGGUUAUUCUAUUAGCUGAAAAUGGAAGAGGAAAAUGAAUAUGAACAGAAACGCACAAAGGACCGCAGCCCUUCACCGGGCAUCAAAUCCACAGCCGUCGUCAAAUACACAGCUUUCCCGAGCCCAGUGAGCUACGCUCGACUGCAGUGCAACACGGACUUGAACCUGCCACCCUCUAACUGGGGGGCCGCUAUAGACUCCUAUGGGCUGAAGCAGAUAUUGACGGGGACUACUCCCCUGUCUAGUUUCCGCAUGGCGCACAUGUUUCCCGACUGUGUCGGCGCUGUGGACGUGAUCUCGGGUGCGGAGUGUAUCAAGAAACUGUUGAAGUUGCCCUACCAGCCUAACGGGACCGUGAGCAUGAUGGUGCACCGCGUGGAGAACACGCUCCUUCUGGACGACUUCGACGUGUACGACUACUUGAUGAAAUCGGAGUGGGGCUGGCUGAAGGACUUCUUCUAUGAGAACAUCUUGAAGACCAUGUCCGAAAAGGAGCGGAUGAGCUUGACGCCUACGCUAACACACAACGCGUUGCAGCUCACACACAAGUUCCUGUCACACAGUGUGUGUGUGCCUGAGGCCAAGGGGCCUACGCCGGGGCCUACUCCUGGGUCCUACUUACCCGAUUCGGAAAGAUCUGACCCCCCCAACGAGCAUCUCUACAACAGGAAUGUCCUCUGGACCUUCGAGGACAUCCAAAUGCUCAUCGGAAGCGACCUUCCCAUCUUCGGAGACAAGGACAGACCUUGCGUCUCGCUCCGACUCAGGGACGCUAGGGAACCUAUCAAUGUCCUAACUGGAAUAGACUACUGGCUUGAUAACCUAAUGUGUAACGUACCUGAAGUCCUAAUGUGUUACCACCUAGACGGUAUAGUACAGAAAUAUGAGCCAAUGAAAACGGAGGAUUUACCUAAUAUGGAAAACUCUAAAUUCUCACCGAAAGUCGUUAGAAAUGUCGCUCAGAAUAUACUUUCGUUUCUGAAAUAUAAUGCAACUAAAGCCGGACAUACUUAUUGGUUGUUUAAAGGUCCACAUGAUGAUGUUGUUAAACUGUAUGAUUUAACUUCCCUAUGUCCGGACAGUUUGGACAAUCCGUUCACAACCCCGGUAGCCAUGUUGUUAUACAGGGUGGCGAGGAAUAUGAGACUGACGAACAGGUCGAGGCAUGUUAGGCAGUUGUUGGAACAGGCGAUUAACUUGUUGAAGGUGGAAAUGUAUCCGCAAAUAGUGGCGUCUUCGCAUUAUAUGUUGGCAGACUUGUAUGUGCCGGCCACGACCAAUCCGGCUUGUCCGGAUUUUAAAGAUGAAAGCUCAGACUCAGAAAGCGAAGACCCCGAUUUCGAACCAACAGAAGUCACGUCAGAGCGAGACACAGAUAGCGUAAAAGAUGAGACGGAAACAUUCAACGACGACAUCGAAGACAACAGUGGCGGCAACGGUGACAGUGGUGAUAAAAAUGAAAGUGAUGAAAAAGUCAGUGAUGUUAAAGUCAGUGAUGGUAAAGUCAGUGAUGGUAAAGUCAGUGAUGGUAAAGUCAGUGAUGGUAAAGUCAGUGAUGGUAAAGUCAGUGAUGGUAAAGUCAGUGAUGGUAAAAGUGAGUGUGGGGAUGGUGAUGGGGAAAAGGAAGAAAAAUCAUUGGCGCUUCAAAUGAGAGGUUUGGCGCUGAGAGAUAUUGGGGAUAAAAUGAAAAAAGAGGAGGAUAAUAAGCAUAAAGGUGGCGAAGCCAAAGGUUUAGGCGUGGAGCCUCCCGACCGCUGUGGGCACGCGCUGAGACACGCCCUCAAAGGGCUGCUAGCUCUGCACAAUGUUACCAUAGACAAGUGUCAGGAGGAAGAAAGAGAAAGAUUGAAAGAGCAAAUCCUAAUAGAAGAGCAACAUCCAAAAAUGGCGAAACCCUACGAACCGAUAUCAAUGAACUACGAACCGAUCAAACAAAUAAACAAGACCGACAAAGAACACAACUCACGAAGUCGCCGAAGAAAACGUGAAAAGAAAAACACAAAAAGCGACUAUUUAAUAGAAGCAAACAGUAAUAUAGAUAAAAAUGCAAUCUUAGUAAGAAAAGAACAGAAAAAACUACAAUCGUAUAGUGAAACUAAUAGAGAUGACAACUUCGCUUGGAAGUUACAUUUAAAAACAUUGCUAUACGAGAAAAUCUGCCUCGCAUAUGCUACUUUGGCUGAAUACAGCUACGCACAUGAGCAAUACGGUUUUUCCUUAAAAUACAUAGAUUUAGCCAGCAAAUGUCAAAAGUUAUUAUCGAAUAUGAUUAUAAAAAGUAAGGUGGUCGAUUCUAGUUGCCUUAUAGGCAGGGUUGGCGAUAAUUUCUUCCAGUUAAGUAAGAAUUGGCAUAGACUGGAACAUUAUAAAAAGCAGUUUGAGACGGAUCAUGAUAUUGACAGUAAGAUUAAGCUGGAAAUUGAGAAUGAUCUAGUGGAGGAGGUGGAAGGGGUUUUGACGAACGAAUUUGAUUUGGACAUAUCUCUGCCAAACAGCGAGCUGUCUUCGAUGUUGGCGUGUUGUUCUUACUAUCGUCUCGCUUUAGCCGCGACAAGCGACAAACGGGCAGAAUUACAACGGCGACUAGCGUCUGUCACCAACGAGCUAGCCGUUCGAUACAUGAACGACGCUCAACAAAUCUACGCCAAAUAUAAUGAAGAGGACCCCCAGGAUCCAAAAGCUCAGCUCCUACUCAAACAAUUCAACACUUUAUCGAAACGCUCGCUAGAAUGUCUGGACGAGGCGUCCGCCAUCUUUGAGGAAGUCAAUGAUGUACCGAACUUGGCACUGUUGUAUUGUAACAAGGGACGAUACUUGAGAUUUAAGGCACAUUGCGAUCAGGGCAGUUUUGAUGAAAAGAAGCGUAAACUAUACAACACCGCCGAAGAACUAUACCUCACUGCUCUGAAGUUAGUCGGGCGAGGCGAUACCGGCGGAGUGAGGGAGUUGGUUCAAUGGGAGCUGUCCUGCCAUCUGUAUACUAGAGCUGUGCUCAUGCAGGACUGUCCUGGGAGCAGGCCUAAUGAGGUGUCAGAAGUCGCAGAGGCGUUCAACCACGCGCUCAAAUACUGCCAACUGACUCCAGGCCCGAGACAGUACCUUUACCAGUUCCGAGCCGCCAUGAUACAUCAUCGCUUGGGCUCUUUAUAUCACUCGCAAUACAGGAUAACCUCCGAAGAAGGUCCGAAGCGGCGCGCGCUGCUCAACUCGGCUCGAACUAACUACAUGUCGUGCACACACAUGUUCGCGGCUUUAGAAGACGCCAGCAUGUUUCUAACGGCUCGGCUGGAACAUGUUGCUUUAUGCGAGUGCAGCGCCGCAGUAUCACCCAACCUCAAAUUAAAGUCCCUCCAAACGGCAAUCGAGCUUCUGCGGCAGAGCCACUCCAUCAUGCAACUCCUCAAACACAGGGAUCCUGAGGACCUCAAGGACACACCCAAAUCAGACGACCAAGACGAGAAAACCACCAACAACGAACAUAGCUUACUUUCCCUAUUUGAAAAUAGACUACACUACAUACUUAAAAGUAUCAUACAAUAUUGUAGGUCCAAGUCUAACAAGGAUUAUGAAAAAAUGACCGAUAUGUAUAAAAAAUUGUAUUCGGCUAGCUUGAAAAUUAAAAAAGAUGAUGAUAUCAGAAUAUAUGCUGGGAGCGUAUGCGAUGUUUUGGAAGCGAUGGAUGAGAUCAGUAAGGAAUUUGAGUAGUUUUAGGUUAUGAGAAAUAGGU
Molecule: messenger RNA, 3882 nt
Organism: Cydia amplana
Lineage: Eukaryota; Metazoa; Arthropoda; Insecta; Lepidoptera; Tortricidae
Product: erythroid differentiation-related factor 1
Exons: 15
Coding region: 177-3860 (1227 amino acids)
Biological process (GO): positive regulation of DNA-templated transcription
Source: RefSeq, a predicted model, not a curated record